Rattus rattus (black rat) is the source of this 590-nucleotide messenger RNA. It is a transcript of the gene Gp9, whose product is annotated as glycoprotein IX platelet. Bases 1 to 570 code for a protein of 189 amino acids. NCBI's taxonomy places the organism in Eukaryota, Metazoa, Chordata, Mammalia, Rodentia, Muridae. Gene Ontology annotation, molecular function: protein binding. The record is from RefSeq and is a predicted model, not a curated record. The transcript is spliced from 2 exons.
AUGGCACCAGCCCAGGCCUCACAGUCCGUCUGCUGGACGCCUACCUGGGGGCUCCUGUUGCUGCUCUGGCCUGUGACCACAGCUACUCAGGAUUGCCCCAGACCCUGUACCUGCCAGUCCUUGGAAACCAUGGGGUUAAAGGUAAACUGUGAGGGGCGAGGCCUCACAGCCCUGCCCGUGCUGCCAGCUAACACUCGCCAGCUCCUGCUGACCAACAACAGCCUACGUUCAGUGCCACCGGGUGCCUUCGACCACAUGCCUCAGCUGUGGGAACUCAAGGUGGCACACAACCCCUGGCACUGUGACUGCAGCCUCACCUACCUACGCCUCUGGCUGGAGGACCACAUGCCCGAGGCCCUGUCACAUGUGUACUGUGCCAGCCCGGACUUGGCUACCCAGCGCCCACUGGGCCAGCUCACAGGCUAUGAGCUGGGUAACUGUGGCUGGAAGCUGCCACCAUCCUGGGCCUAUUCAGGGAUCUGGUGGGAUGUGUCACUGGUGGCUGUGGCUGUGCUAGGCCUGAUUCUGCUGGCUGGUCUACUGAACAUGUUUACAGAGUCCCGGAACUGAACCUAGCCCCAAAACCAGGG